Molecule: messenger RNA, 1257 nt
Organism: Fonsecaea multimorphosa CBS 102226
Lineage: Eukaryota; Fungi; Ascomycota; Eurotiomycetes; Chaetothyriales; Herpotrichiellaceae
Exons: 5
Coding region: 1-1257 (418 amino acids)
Biological process (GO): proteolysis
Molecular function (GO): aspartic-type endopeptidase activity
Source: RefSeq, a predicted model, not a curated record
AUGGCUUCCCUCGUCCGCAUCCCCAUUCGACGCAACCCUCACUACAAACGCAACGGUCUCAAGUCCUACGUCUACCUGCUCAACAAGUACCGCUUCAAUCCCACCAUCCAGGGUCCUUACUUUGCCGCCAAAGGUAACAAACUGGUCAAGCAGAACGACGACGGCUCCCAGGGUGAAGUUACUGCAAGCGAUCAACAGAAUGAUUCCCUCUACACAGUUCCAGUCAAGAUUGGCACCCCGGCUCAGACCUUGAACUUGGACUUCGACUCAGGAUCCUCUGACCUCUGGUGCUGGUCAACCGAAUUGCCACAGAGCACCCUCUCUGCUGGCAAGGGUCAUACCAUCUUCGAUCCUUCCAAGUCAUCAACAUUCCAGACCUCUCAAGGCUCCACCUGGCAGAUUCAGUAUGGCGAUCAAUCAUCCGCAUCUGGCACCGUCGGGACCGACAACAUCGAGAUUGGUAAUAUCACCGUCAAGAACCAGGCCAUUGAGCUCGCCAACAAACUGUCGUCUCAGUUCACCGAGGAUACCUCCUCCGAUGGCCUUCUGGGUCUUGCCUGGGGCUCGAUCAACACCGUUAAGCCGGAACCGGUUCAGACACCUGUUGCAAACAUGAUUGCCCAAGACGAUAUCCCUCAGACUGCGGAGUUGUUUACCGUCUAUCUGGGGUCUAUCAAGGACGCGAAUGAGGAGUCUUUCUACACUUUCGGCCAGAUUGAUCAAUCUGUCGUCCCUUCGGGUUCUAGCAUCGCCUACACGCCAGUCGACAACUCUCAGGGCUUCUGGUCGUUCGCCUCGACCUCUGCGCAAGUCAAUGGCCAGACUAUUCAACUCUCCGGGAACACGGCGAUUGCCGACACCGGCACUACCCUUCUCCUCACGUCCGACCAGGUCUGUGAGGCAAUCUACAGUGCCAUUCCUGGCGCCAAACAGGACAGCACUCAGCAGGGUUGGGUAUUCCCUGCAAACACUGCUGAAAGUGAUCUUCCCACUGUCACAUUCAUGGUCGGCGAUACUCCAAUCACCAUUGAGAAACAGCACCUCGCCUUUGCUGGUGGCGCUGAUGGCAGCACCGUGUACGGCAGUAUCCAGUCUCGCGGCGACCAGAACUUUGACAUCUUCGGAGACGCCUUCUUGCAGAAUGUCUAUGCUGUCUUUGAUGUCGGUAACACGAGAUUUGGCGUGGUACAACGUGCUGCACCAACAUCGACCUCAACCACGAAUGGGGGGUCUACCCAGUCCCAGGCAGCAUUGUGA